This is a messenger RNA of Scheffersomyces amazonensis, 1075 nucleotides long. RefSeq names its product proteasome core particle subunit alpha 6 (gene PRE5). Gene Ontology annotation, biological process: ubiquitin-dependent protein catabolic process; proteasomal protein catabolic process. Gene Ontology annotation, cellular component: nucleus; proteasome core complex, alpha-subunit complex; proteasome core complex. The transcript has a single exon. The record is from RefSeq and is a predicted model, not a curated record. Lineage: Eukaryota; Fungi; Ascomycota; Pichiomycetes; Serinales; Debaryomycetaceae. Bases 89 to 1024 code for a protein of 311 amino acids.
UAAACCUCUACUAAAGUACCCAAUUCUGAGUAGUCAAUUACUGUAUAGAUCUGUAUAGAUAAUUAGUUAAUUGCUUAAUUCCGUCAAAAUGUUCAGAAACAAUUACGAUAACGAUUCCGUAACAUAUUCUCCAACCGGUAGAUUAUUUCAAGUGGAGUAUGCUUUAGAAGCCAUUAAGCAAGGUAGUGCAGCCGUAGGAUUAGUAUCUAAAAGUCAUGUUGUAUUAGCGGCAUUAAAACGUAAUGCAGAAGAAUUAGGUUCAUAUCAAAAGAAAAUUAUAAAAAUUGAUGAUCAUAUGGGAAUUGCCUUGGCAGGUUUAGCACCAGAUGCAAGAGUAUUAAGUAAUUUCCUUAGAAAGCAAGCUAUGAGUUCUAAAAUGAUUUUUAAUAGACCAUUACUGACUUCAAAAGCAGUAUUAUCAAUUGCUGAUAAAGCUCAAGAAAAUACUCAAUCUUAUGGUUCAAGACCUUAUGGAGUAGGAUUAUUAAUUGCUGGUUAUGAUGAGACUGGAGCUCACUUGUAUGAAUUUCAACCUUCAGGUUCAGUAUUAGAAUAUUAUGGUGCAGCAAUUGGGGCAAGAUCUCAAGCUGCAAGAACUUAUUUAGAAAGAAAUUUAGAUACAAUUCUUGAAACUGAUUCAGUUGAAGAUUUAAUUGUUCAUGGAUUAAAUGCUUUAAGAGAUACUUUAUCUCAAGAUGUUGAAUUAACUUUUAAAAAUACAAGUGUAAGUGUGGUUGGUAAAGAAUCAGGUUUCACUAUAUAUGAUGAUGAAGAAGUACAACAAUGGUUGGAUAAAUUGGAUUCUGUAUCAAAUGCUAGAAAUAGAGAUGAUGAUGACAAUGAUAAUAAUGAAGAUUCCAAUACUAAUACUAAUGAGGAAACCACCACGACUACCACUACCAAUACCAAUGAUAAUGAGAAUCCUGCAUCUGAAGAAACUACUACAGCUACUGAAACUGCACCUGAAGAUGACACUAAUACCACUACCGAUCCUUCUGGUGAUAGAAUGGAAACUGAUGAUUAGUUAUUAGUUAUUAGUUACUAGUUACUAGAUAUACGUCAUAGAAAAAUAUCU